Molecule: messenger RNA, 1908 nt
Organism: Myxocyprinus asiaticus (Chinese sucker)
Lineage: Eukaryota; Metazoa; Chordata; Actinopteri; Cypriniformes; Catostomidae
Product: serine-aspartate repeat-containing protein I-like
Exons: 1
Coding region: 1-1812 (603 amino acids)
Source: RefSeq, a predicted model, not a curated record
AUGAACUGUCAUCGUCAUGAAAUGACGUGUUUCAUGUGUCAUGAAAAUGAUGACACAGCUGAGCCUGCUGAUGAGGACGAUGAAGUGGCCGAAAAUGAUGACUCUGCUGAGCCUGCUGAAGAGGACAAUGGAGUGACCGAAAAUGAUGACACUCCAGAGCCUGCUGAUGAGGACGCUGGAGUGGCCAAAAAUGACAUCACCGCUGAACCCGCUGAUGAGGAUGAGGGAGUGACCAAAAAUGAUGACACUCCUGAGCUCGCUGAUAAGGAUGCUGGAGUGGCCGAAAAUGAAGACACCACUGAUCCCGCUGAUGAGGAUGCUGAAUUGACUAAGAAUGACGACACUGCUGAACACACUGAUGAAGACGCUGAAGUAGCCGAAAGUGAUGAAACUGCUGAGCCUGCUAAUGAGGACGAUGGAGUGGCAGAAAAUGAUGACACUGCUGAGCCUGCUGAUGAGGACGAUGGAGUGGCAGAAAAUGAUGACACUGCUGAGCCUGCUGAUGAGGACGAUGGAGUGAACGAAAAUGAUGUCACCGCUGAACCUGCUGAUGAGGACUCUGGAGUGGCUGAAAAUGGUGACACUGAUGAGGAUGCUGGAGUGAAUGAAAAUAAUGACACAGCUGAACCCACUGAUGAGGACGAUGGAGUGACUAAAAACAAAGACACCCCUGAGCCUGCUGAUGAGGACACUGGGGUGGCUGAAAAUGAUGACACUGCUGAGCCUGCUGAUGAGGAUGAUGGAGUGGCCAAAAAUGAUGACACCCCUGAGCCCACUGAUGAGGACGCUGGAGUGGCCAAAAAUGACGACACUGCUGAGCCUGCUGAUGAGGAUGCUGGAGUGACUGAAAAUGAUGACACCUCUGAGCCCGCUGAUGAGGACGCUGGAGUGACUGAAAAUGAAGACAUCACUGAACCUGCUGAUGAGGACACAAGAGUGGCUGAAAAUGAUGACACAGCUGAGCCUGCUGAUGAGGACGAUGAAGUGGCCGAAAAUGAUGACUCUGCUGAGCCUGCUGAAGAGGAUACUGGAGUGACCAAAAAUGAUGACACUGCUGAGCCUACUGAUGAGGACGAUGGAGUGGCCGAAUAUCAUGACACUGCUGAGCCUGCUGAAGAGGAUGUUGGAGUGACUGAAUAUAACGACACUGCUGAGCCUGCUGAAAAGGAUGAUGGAGUGGCUGAAAAUGAUGACACUGCUGAGCCUACUGAUGAGGAUGAUGGAGUGGCUGAAUAUUACAACACUGCUGAACCCACUGAUGAGGAUGCUGGAGUGGCCGAAAAUGAAGAUACCGCUGAGCCUGCUGAUGAGGAUGAUGGAGUGGCCGAAAAUGAUGUCACAGCUGAGCCUUCUGAUGAGGACGAUGGAGUGGCUGAAAAUGAUGACACUGCUGAGCCUGAUGAUGAGGAUGCUGGAGUGACCGAAUAUGACGACACUGCUGAGCCUGCUGAAGAGGAUUCUGGAGUGACCGAAAAUGACGACACUGCUGAGCCUGCUGUUGAGGAUGCUGGAGUGGCCGAAAAUGACGACACUGAUGAACCUGCUGAUGAGGACACUGGAGUGAAUGAAAAUGACGACACUGCUGAGCCUGCUGAAGAGGAUGCUGGAGUGACUGAAAAUGAAGACAUCGCUGAACCUGCUGAUGAGGACACAAGAGUGGCUGAAAAUGAUGACACAGCUGAGCCUGCUGAUGAGGACGAUGAAGUGGCCGAAAAUGAUGACUCUGCUGAGCCUGCUGAAGAGGAUACUGGAGUGACCAAAAAUGAUGACACUGCUGAGCCUACUGAUGAGGACGAUGGAGUGGCCGAAUAACAUGACACUGCUGAGCCUGCUGAAGAGGAUGUUGGAGUGACUGAAUAUAACGACACUGCUGAGCCUGCUGAAAAGGAUGAUGGAGUGGCUGAAAAU